AUGGCUCGCCGUUUUCCCCCAGACUCUAUUUCAGCCAGCCGAGGCUUGGUUGAUAACUAUGCCUUUUUGUCAAAGCGUGGCGACUUUGUUUCGAGAGACGAGAAGGAUUCUCAGCUCAACACCAUAGCGGAACAUUCGGCACGGAUGUUCUGCAGCCACCCUAGUAUGGAAGCCGUUGUACUUCAGUUGGAAUACGAACCUGCCCGUACAGAUACGCUGCUCUGGAACGGAGAAGUUACGGGGCUCAGCAUCUUAGCAAGCGUCACAUGGAUCAUCAGCCAUCACAAACUAACGUCGAACAAGGGUAUCGAAAUGGCAAUCAGCUCGCCUAUGAAGGAGGAACAGAGACCAAUCGAAUCCUUCACUGCAUACCAAAUCUAA
Trichophyton rubrum CBS 118892 is the source of this 381-nucleotide messenger RNA. RefSeq lists its product as uncharacterized. NCBI's taxonomy places the organism in Eukaryota, Fungi, Ascomycota, Eurotiomycetes, Onygenales, Arthrodermataceae. The coding region runs from base 1 to 381 and encodes 126 amino acids. The transcript is spliced from 2 exons. The record is from RefSeq and is a predicted model, not a curated record.